Molecule: messenger RNA, 2874 nt
Organism: Cucurbita maxima (winter squash)
Lineage: Eukaryota; Viridiplantae; Streptophyta; Magnoliopsida; Cucurbitales; Cucurbitaceae
Product: ferric reduction oxidase 7, chloroplastic-like
Exons: 9
Coding region: 546-2789 (747 amino acids)
Cellular component (GO): plasma membrane
Molecular function (GO): oxidoreductase activity
Source: RefSeq, a predicted model, not a curated record
UUGGUCUAGGCUAGCAACCCCGACCUUUAAAUGAUAAAGAUAGACAUGUUAUCACUUAAGCUAAGUGUUCUUCGAACUUAAACAACUUCUUGCCUAAUUGUUUUCAAAUAUAAAAUACUUUGAAAUAUUGUCUUAGUUUGUCCUCAUAAAAAGAGGUGGCCCUAAUCGUGUUUGAUUGCAUUUCCACACACGUCCUUUCUCUCGUUUUCAAGUUAUUUAAUGUAUUUUUAUUUUUAAUUUUCUUGAAUAAGUGCAACACAAACAAAUUCAGCCCUUUCAUUUCUCAUCUCCCAUCCCUUGUGUUUUGUGGCUCAAUUUUUGUUUCAACCAAAUUAUCCUUUCCCAACAUUUUAUUCCUAGCCAUGCGUAAAAAAUAAAAAAAUAACAAAAUUCGAGGAAUUUCAUCUAAAUUUCACCUCUUUCGUAUGAUAAUGGUCCCACCAACAUAGUUUCUCCUCCAACACUGGAGCCCAUUCUCUAUAAAGAAUCUGUCUUUAAGCCUACCGGCUGCCAAACACCCCUCCUUCUACAACCCCAAGGCUUCCAUGGACAACGAACACUCUCCUCAUCACCCACUUCUUCCGGCGCCCGAAGACCAGUUUCCGGCGACCGGAAAUACAUCGGCGAUCGUUUCUUCGACGAAAUGGGUUCUGAAAUUGGCGAUGUGGGUGAUCUUCAGUGUAUGGAUGGUGGUUAUAUUUCUGUAUCCAUCUUCCUUCGCCUCUCACCUGUUUAGCGAAUGGUUUGGAGCCUCCGGACAAACCCUUUUUGGAAUCACAGGCGCCAUCUUCCUGACUUUCAGUGCGCCACUUCUGGCCAUCGCUAUCCUCGCCGCCGUAUAUCUCAUCAUUUCUCGCGACGACCAGCCUUACGAGAGGAGGAAGAAGAAGAAGAAUGGGAAAGAGAAGCCGAGAUGGAGGCUCUGGACUUUGCCGGUGCUGGUGGAAGGGCCGUUGGAGGUAGUUACGGCGGCGGAGUUGGUUGGGAUUUUGGUGGUCUUGGGCUAUGUUUUCUGGGCUUUUUACAGCUACACCUUGCGAAUGCUGGCCACUGAUUUCUCUCGGAAUUUAACUUUCUUACAAAUAAGUUGUGAGGUGCUGGAAGUUAUGGGGUUGAGGCUUGGUUCAAUGGGAUUAUUCUGUUUAGGGUUUCUGUUUCUGCCAAUUUCGAGGGGUUCGGUCCUUCUGCGCCUUAUCGACAUUCCAUUCGAGCACGCCACUAGGUACCAUGUUUGGUUGGGUCAUCUCACUAUGCUCAUUUUUACUCUUCAUGGCUUAGCUUUUCUCAUUCAAUGGUUAAUCCAAGGUCGUUGCAUCGAGCAAUUGUUGGAGUGGAAAGACAUCGGCAUCGCGAAUCUUCCUGGAGUUAUCAGCCUUUUGGCAGGGCUGUUGAUGUGGAUUACCUCUCUUCCCAAACUCAGAACCAUCAACUUCGAAUUGUUCUUCUACACUCAUCAAUUAUACAUCGUGUUCGUCUUGUUCUUGGCCCUGCACGUCGGCGAUUUCGUCUUCAGCAUUGCCGCCGGGGGAAUCUUCAUCUUCAUGCUCGAUCGCUUCCUCAGAUUUAUUCAAUCCAGAAGAACCGUGGAUGUAAUUUCCGCCAAGGCGCUCCCCUGCGGAACGGUGGAAUUGAUCAUCUCGAAACCUAAAAGCCUGCGAUAUAAUGCGCUGAGUUUCAUCUUCCUGCAAGUCAGAGAGCUGUCGCUGCUGCAAUGGCAUCCGUUCAGUGUGUCAUCGAGUCCACUGGAAGGGGAGGAUCGGCUGGCGAUUCUGAUAAAAGUGCUUGGGAAAUGGACAGAGAAGCUGCGGGGAAAGAUCUUGAAUGAUAAAGCCAAAGAGAUUUCUUCUGAUAAGCAUCAAUCUGUAAUGACUGUUUCUGUUGAGGGACCUUAUGGCCAUGAAUCUCCAUAUCACUUGAUGUAUGAAAAUCUAAUAUUAGUAGCAGGGGGAAUUGGAAUUUCGCCGUUUCUAGCCAUCUUGAGUGACAUUCUCCAUCGUAUAAGAGAUGGGAAGCCAUGUUUACCAAAGAAGAUCUUGGUUGUUUGGGCAAUCAAAAACUCAUCUGAGCUUCCUCUUCUCUCAACCCUCAAUGUGGACUCCAUUUGUCCAUUCUUCGCUGAUAAGCUCAACAUUGACAUCUCCAUCUACGUUACCAGACAGUCGCAACCACCACCGGAAGGUGAAAUCCAACCCUCAAAGGUGACUUCAAUAUGUCCACUGUCAAAGGGAUCCAACAUGUCUGUGUUGGUUGGAACCGGUGACAAUGUGUGGUCAGGGCUGUAUGUUAUUUCCUCGACAGUUGGCCUUGUGAUCUUAGUGAGCUUGAUGGACUUCUAUUACAUCAACCCUUUUAACAUCAAGAAGUGGUGGUACAAAGGCCUUCUCUUUUUUCUCUGCAUGGUUGCUAGCGUUGUCCUCUUUGGAGGCCUUGUGGUUGGUUUAUGGAGCCUUUGGGAAGAACACAUUUCAAGUAAAAGAACUACUCACAACAACGUUAAUGACAUUGAAAAAGUAGGUGAAGACAUUCCCAAAGACACUCUUGCACAAAAGGAUUUGAAUCCCAAGGCCUUUGCUAACUCCACCACUAUCGAGUAUGGAACCAGACCAAAUUUCGACGAAAUUGUUGAAUCGGUAGCAGAGAAUUGGGGGAAGGUAGACAUUGGUGUGUUGAUUUGUGGUCCUUCAACACUUCAAUCAAGCGUAGCAAAAGCAAUUAGGUCACACAACAUGGUAAGACGACGCACCCAUCAUCCAAUCUUCCAUUUUCACAGCCAUAGUUUUGAUCUUUGAUGUGAAGUCCAUUUCAUGGCCGCCAUCAUAUCAUAAUAUGAUCAAACUUUCUAUGCUCUUCGUCGUCUUAAAUACGUUAAGAAAA